Molecule: messenger RNA, 1301 nt
Organism: Tympanuchus pallidicinctus (lesser prairie-chicken)
Lineage: Eukaryota; Metazoa; Chordata; Aves; Galliformes; Phasianidae
Product: small conductance calcium-activated potassium channel protein 3-like
Exons: 3
Coding region: 30-1301 (423 amino acids)
Biological process (GO): potassium ion transmembrane transport
Cellular component (GO): plasma membrane; neuronal cell body; neuron projection
Molecular function (GO): calmodulin binding; small conductance calcium-activated potassium channel activity
Source: RefSeq, a predicted model, not a curated record
UGCGCGGCGGGCGGUGAGGCGGCACCGCCAUGGACACGUCGGGGCACUUCCACGAUUCGGGCGUGGGGGAUCUGGAGGAAGACCCCCGGUGCCCGUGCCCGUCGUCGGGGGACGAGCGGCCGCCGCCGCCGCCGCCGCCCGCCGCGCUGCCGCCGCUCCAGCACAGCCUGUUGCACUCCUCGCCCGGGUCGCUGCGGGCCCCUCCUCCCGCCGCCCCCGCCGCCCUCCACCCUUCCUCCCGCCACGGCAGCCAGCUCAACCUCAGCGACCACUUGGGCGGCCACUCGCCGGGCUCGGCGGUGCCGUCGGGGGGCAAACACCGGCAGCCCAGCCCCCUGGUGCACCGGCGGGACAGCAACCCCUUCACCGAGAUCGCCAUGAGCUCCUGCAAGUACAGCGGGGGGGUGAUGAAGCCCCUCAGCCGGCUCAGCGCCUCCCGCAGGAACCUCAUCGAGGCCGAACCCGAAGCUCAGCCCUUGCAGCUCUUCGGUGCCGGCGGACCCCCCGAAAUCGUCGUUUCCAGGGAGGACAACCACGCGCCCCCCGCCCGGCCCCCCACCCGGCACGGCCCCCGCGCCGACCGCCCGCCCGCCCGCCCCGCACCCGCCGGCUUUGCCAAAGGGCCCAAACGCAAAGCUCAGAACAUCGGGUACCGUUUGGGCCACCGGCGAGCGCUGUUCGAGAAGAGGAAGCGGCUGAGCGACUACGCGCUCAUCUUCGGAAUGUUCGGCAUCGUCGUCAUGGUCAUCGAGACCGAGCUGUCCUGGGGGCUCUACUCCAAGGACUCCAUGUUCUCCCUGGCCCUGAAAUGCCUUAUCAGCCUCUCCACCGUCAUCCUGCUGGGGCUCAUCAUCGCCUACCACACGCGGGAGGUGCAGCUCUUUGUGAUCGACAACGGUGCCGACGACUGGCGGAUCGCCAUGACGUACGAGCGCAUCCUCUACAUCAGCCUGGAGAUGCUGGUUUGUGCCAUUCACCCCAUCCCUGGGGAGUACAAAUUUUUCUGGACCGCACGCUUGGCGUUCUCCUACACUCCGUCUCGGGCGGAGGCGGACGUGGACAUCAUCCUGUCCAUCCCCAUGUUCCUGAGGCUCUACCUGAUCGCACGCGUCAUGCUGCUGCACAGCAAGCUCUUCACCGACGCCUCGUCGCGCAGCAUCGGAGCCCUCAACAAGAUCAACUUCAACACUCGUUUUGUCAUGAAGACUCUCAUGACCAUCUGCCCCGGGACGGUGCUGCUGGUGUUCAGCAUCUCCCUCUGGAUCAUCGCCGCGUGGACGGUGCGGGUGUGUGAGAGGUGA